CAGCAGUGGGCGUGGCUUUGAGAACAGUAGCCAAUCACCUCUCUCCAUUUGGUGAUGGGCGGGGCCUGCAUUCAGUGCCCAGAAACUGAAGCUAACCCGAAUAAACAACUGAGUUAGCUCCUCAGCUAGUUAGCAACAUAUGUUGAAAUGGCGUCGCUAGAGGAGACAGAACCAACCACAGAACCAGAGAAAUGUCCGGAUGUAACACCAGUAGAGUCCAUAGUCCCUGCAUGUAUGUUUGCUCCGGACCGGGACUGUGCGGAGGAUCCAUGCGGGGAAGAGGGCUUGGAAGACGGCGAGGGAACUAACGGAGACACCGGGGAUCAUUUGGACUUAAGCAACAAGCUGGUGCUUGUGAGUCCGACAGGGCAACAGUACGAUUCAUUACUACGGCAUCUGAGAGAGCAGAUCGAUGAGGGCUGCGGAGAAACAAUCUACGUGGUGGGGAUGGGCUCAGACGGGGGAGACUACGGUCUGGAUGACAAGGACAUGGAGGCGUCGGUGGCCACGGUGCGGUCGCUGUGCGAACAGAUCGAAACCGACCUGAUCUUCCUCAGAGAGCGGACAGACGCCGGAGGAAAGAUCAGAGACUACCUGAUCCGCAGGCGCGUGGGCGAGGAGGACUUCCUGGAAGUCAGGGUGGCGGUGGUGGGGAAUGUGGACGCGGGGAAGAGCACUCUGCUGGGGGUUCUGACCCACGGUGAGCUGGACAAUGGCCGAGGCUUUGCUCGCCAGAAGCUCUUUAGACACAAACAUGAAAUGGAGAGUGGCAGGACCAGCAGUGUGGGCAAUGAUAUCCUGGGGUUUGACAAGGAGGGAGAGGUUGUGAAUAAACCCGACAGCCACGGCGGCGGCCUGGACUGGACGAAGAUCUGUGAGAAAUCCUCAAAGGUCAUCACCUUCAUCGACCUGGCGGGACACGAGAAGUACCUGAAGACCACUGUGUUCGGCAUGACGGGACACCUGCCUGACUUCUGCAUGCUCAUGGUUGGCAGUAACGCCGGCAUCGUGGGGAUGACCAAAGAGCACCUGGGUCUCGCUCUGGCUCUCAAUGUGCCCGUGUUCGUGGUGGUGACUAAGAUAGACAUGUGUCCAGCCAACAUCCUGCAAGAGACGCUAAAGCUGCUGCAGAGGUUACUAAAGUCUCCGGGCUGCAGGAAGAUCCCCGUGUUGGUCCAGAACAAAGACGACGUCAUCGUGACGGCGUCCAACUUCAGCUCCGAGAGGAUGUGUCCCAUCUUCCAGAUCUCCAAUGUGACGGGGGAGAACAUGGAGCUGCUGAAGAUGUUCCUCAACCUGCUCUCCUCCAGAACAUACUUCAACAACGACGAGCCCGCAGAGUUCCAGAUCGACGACACCUACUCUGUACCGGGCGUGGGCACAGUGGUUUCGGGGACUACGUUACGUGGAAUGAUCCGUCUCAACGACACGCUGCUGUUAGGCCCCGACCCGCUGGGAACCUUCAUCCCCAUCGCCGUGAAAUCCAUCCACCGCAAGAGGAUGCCGGUCAAAGAGGUUCGGGGGGGACAGACGGCCUCCUUCGCCCUCAAAAAGAUCAAGCGCUCGUCGAUAAGGAAAGGAAUGGUGAUGGUUGCUCCAAAGUUGAUGCCUCAGGCCACGUGGGAGUUUGAGGCUGAGAUCUUGGUGCUCCACCACCCCACCACGAUAUCCCCCAGAUACCAGGCCAUGGUGCACUGCGGCAGCAUCAGGCAGACGGCCACCAUCCUCACCAUGAACAGAGACUGUCUAAGGACGGGAGACAAAGCCACGGUGCACUUCCGCUUCAUCAAGACCCCCGAAUACCUGCACUGUGACCACAAGCUGGUGUUCAGGGAGGGCCGCACCAAGGCUGUGGGCACCAUCACCAAGCUCCUCCAGGCUGUGAACACGCAGGCAGCUAAAGCCCAGCAGGCCAAGAUGCUGUCCAAUAAGAAGAUGUUUGGCACAGGAGCCAAUGAGGAGGCUGGAUCCUCUGAACGACCGACCAGUCCAAACUCAGCUCAGCUUCCAAUGAAGUCUGGAGGCGGCGGUCGUCGAAGAGGGGGUCAAAGACAUCGAGGGAAAGCAAUAAACGCUGCAGCGAUCCCCACAGCGGUCCCUGCAGGCGCAGCAGGAACCGCCUGAUCUCCAUCUUUACUCUGAGGGGAGGGAAGUGACGGCUCGGCCUCUGGAUGGAAACGUUUCCCUUAUAUAAAAUAAUAACUCAUCAUGAGAGAGUGAAUUUCCUUCCAGGUUAAGACAAUGUAAAGCUUUAUUGGUGUCUGAAGAUGAUUUUUAUUUAGUUUUAUUGCAGUUUCUUGCAAUUUAAAUGCAUUAUAUUACCUUUUUCUAUUUGAAUACUGGAGUUUUGGGGGUGUUUGUAGUUCACCAGUUGUUUCAUAGCGUUAUCUGAGUACAUCAGAGGCAGAGCAGUCACUUUCCCUCCCUAAAUGUUCUCCAUCCUCCACAAUCAAAUGUGUUUUUUUUCCCUCUGUUGCUCAUCUCCUCUUGUGUUCACCUCCACGUGACGUUCAUUAAUCCAUUUUUUACUGUCACAGAAAGAGGAAGUAGUUGAAAAGCAUCAUUUCUAAUUGUUUUUCUUACAAUGCUCCGUGUCUCUGAGAGUAGCAGUUCACAUACAGUCGGUGAUUUAUUACAAUGAAAGGGAAUUAAUGCCAACCUUAGAAUAAACAAUAAAACAGCUAGAUGAUAAUUAACUAUACUUCCUUGUGUCACAGUGCCGGGUUUGGUGAGGUUUGUUUACAAAGAAAGUUAUUGUCCUAUACAGGUUUUUGGAAUUAAAAAGCUUACGGUCAGCACGGUCACAUGACUUCACGUCACCACCGCUAAGCUAAAGGUGGCUAAUGUUGGGCGUGAUGGCGUGUAGUCGUCUCACUAGUGGGGUAUUCACUGACAAAUUGUACGUCGUAGAACAAAAAUGUCUUCCGCUUGUCACCUUAUUUGAGACUAACAACCCAAGACACAUCCAGAAAACCAUUGACUUCCAGACCAGGGGACAGGAAGUGAUAAAAUGCUUAUUUAUUUCCCGGGUUUUAGGACUCGGGGCUUCUCAUGAUACACAUCGAAAGAUAAAGAGCAAAACAGUCUCUUGUCAAUUUUAACCUCACAUUGUCUACGAUUAAUCCUGCCAUAGAAAAGUCAUUUUAUCAGUCAGACCUUCCUUUCUGGAGCUAAUGUCUCAGUUUUUCUAGAUCCAGAUCAGAAAGAAACCCCUUUGUUUUUCCCCAAAGUAACGUCACAUGUCAAACUGGCUUUGUCGCAGUUAACGUUUGCAGAAGUCCUUUUGAAUUCCCCUGCCUAGUUUGCUUGGAAACAUCUGAACACAAGAGCACAAUUUCUCUUCCGUUUCAAUCGCAGUCUGACUUCCUGAAACACACAAUUUUGAUGAUUGUACAACAAUUAUUCAUUCAGCCGUGGUGUUCCACACUUAAAAUGUAAAAAAAAAAGAACAUUUUUAAAUCACUAACAGAUGAUGCCACUGGGACGUAAAGGUCAUUAGGAUGUGUCCGACAUCUUUUUCAAAGCUUCAAGGGUCAAACCCAAACAUGUCACAACGUCCAACACAACGACUUUGUCAGUCUGUAUUUUAAAGAUAUUUUAAAGGAUUCAGUGUUGAGUCUGCAGAAGUGAAUCAACCGGAGGAAGGUGAACAGAAGCUGGUCUGAACACAUCAUCUGAUUGUCUUUAAAAAAGCUAAAAUAAACCAUUAAUCUAGAGUCCAGUUUAACAGAGUUUUCUGCAUAUGUUAUCCAGUUGUUCGAUCGUUCCCAGUUGAUAUUAACGAGGAAACUACAUAAGUGUGUUUGAGGGCUUUGAGCCCCGAUGUCCCCUUCCAUGUCUGUAUAAUAAUGGUCAGGUUUUCUCCGACAGUCUGUAAAGCCACUGAAUUAAACAUGUAAUCAAAGAUCACAAACAAACUGAACUGCCAGAAUAUUAGAGAUUACCAAUUUUUUUUUUUGAAGGGACACUCUUGUGUGUUUGUACGUUGUGCAAGGAUGAAAAAAAAAGAUGCCAUUUAAAUUAAGUGGUGCCAGUUUGUGUUGUAAAUCCUUUUAAAUAAAGAUGUUAUAGAAAACUAA
Trematomus bernacchii (emerald rockcod) is the source of this 4079-nucleotide messenger RNA. Its product is annotated as GTP-binding protein 1-like. The transcript has 14 exons. Gene Ontology annotation, molecular function: GTP binding; GTPase activity; translation elongation factor activity. Gene Ontology annotation, biological process: translational elongation. The record is from RefSeq and is a predicted model, not a curated record. Lineage: Eukaryota; Metazoa; Chordata; Actinopteri; Perciformes; Nototheniidae. The coding region runs from base 148 to 2124 and encodes 658 amino acids.